Messenger RNA from Limanda limanda (common dab), 1254 nucleotides. RefSeq names its product SH3 domain binding kinase family, member 3 (gene sbk3). The record is from RefSeq and is a predicted model, not a curated record. Lineage: Eukaryota; Metazoa; Chordata; Actinopteri; Pleuronectiformes; Pleuronectidae. Gene Ontology annotation, molecular function: protein serine/threonine kinase activity; ATP binding. The coding region runs from base 1 to 1254 and encodes 417 amino acids. Gene Ontology annotation, biological process: peptidyl-serine phosphorylation; peptidyl-threonine phosphorylation. The transcript has 5 exons.
AUGACCGCCGAGUUCUGCUCCAAUCUGAAGAGCAGAGUGAGAAGAAGCGUUGUAAGAGUUACAACAUAUUAUACGCUUUAUCUUACUUUUCAGAGCCAGGCCUCAUUCACCCAGAAAAUGACUGCAGCAGCUCAGGAGCUUGAUGAACUCUGCUUCCUGUCGGCGCAGUCCGUUACCAGUCUGAAAGUCUCCGAACACUACAAGGUGGUCAAGCUCCUGGGAGAGGGCUCCUAUGGAAAGGUCAUUUUGGCGGUACACAAAAAGAGAGGAACUCCUAUGGCUCUGAAGUUCUUCCCUCGACAGUCCACCUCCCUCUACUCUUUCCUGCGUGAAUACAACCUCUCGCUCUCCUACUGCACCCAUCCUUCUCUGACCCGGGCUCUUGGGAUCUUCUUCUCCACGCCGACCUACUACGUGUUUGCUCAGCAAGCUGGACUGUACGGUGACCUCUACAGUGUGAUCGUGUCAGAGCUCGGAGUGGAUGAAGAGUGUGUCCAGCGGGUGAUGGCCCAGCUGAGCGGUGCUGUUACACACCUCCACUCCCUGGGCUUCGUCCACCGGGACAUCAAACCCGAGAACAUCUUUCUGUGCGACGCGUCCUGUCGCUGGGUCAAGCUGGGCGACUUCGGCCUGGCCCGGGCCAUCGGGACCACAGUCCGAGCGGUCUGGUACGACUCGCCCUUCUGCACUCCUGAGGUGGAGCCAGGUAAAGAGGCUGAAAAGGAGAUGGAGAGGCGGCUGAGCGAAGGGACUGAGGACGAGAUGGAGGACAUUUGGGUGACAGUGGAGCCCUGCAUCGACAGCUGGGCCCUCGGCAUCCUCGUCUACUGCCUCUUGACCGGCUGCUUCCCCUGGGAGGAGAGCACCCAGGAUGACCGUGGCUACCGCAGGUACAAGGAGUGGUUUGUCAGUGAGGCGGAAAAUAAGGAGAUCAGAGACGUUGGGUGGAGGGGCGAGGAGGAAAAGGACAGUUACAGCAUCAUGGAGAAAAACCAAAGGGACAACCCUCCUCCGUCACAGUUCGGGGGCCUCAGUCCACUUGUGAUGACUCUUUUCAAGGAGCUGCUCCACCCCGAACCCAAACAGCGCGGCAGCCCGGAGGAGAUCCUGAGCUACCUGGGGGGGCCGUGGCUGAAAGAGACAGAGAGGAGGGAGAGGAGGAAAGAAGAGGAGGCAGAGAGGGAGGCCAGAAGAAUCCGAGAGGCAGGUGGAGUGGAGGAAGAACUGCUGCGGGAGGGAAGAGGGGAGAGAUAA